AUGGAUACUAGCUACCUGUCCCAACAGGUCAACACCAUUAUCGGCCAACUUCACGGCCUUUUUGACGAGAUAGGAGUUCCUAGCCAUGAGCGGGAACAUCGCGAGUCAGAGGUAAACUCUUCGCAGCCUUAUCCGAAGCGCUGCAUAACCAACGAAAAUGCAGAACUUGUACAGGCCCUUGAGUCCUACUCGUCUCAUCUGGAGCCCACGUUCGUUAAGAUCGCCCUACCACCUACUGGUCCAAACCAGUCUAUCCCACCCAGCUUUGACUUGUCGCCAUCCUACGUCGAUAAGCUCGACAGCGAGUUCACGCGAGUCUACGAGGAGUAUACUCGGAGAGUUGCUACAGUGAAAGCCCUGUCAGAACACAUCAUCCAACUCUGGGCGGAGCUCGGCACGCCCCAGGCCCAGACUGAUGGAGCUAUUGUCAAGUAUUACCGCGAUGCGCCUGAGCAGCUCGGCUUGCAUGAAGAGGAUCUUGCGCGACUGCGGACUAAGAGGGACAAACUUGCUGACGAGAAGAAGAACCGUGAGAAGCGCUUGAGAGAUCUGAAGGUGGCUGUCGAGGCUCUCUGGGAGAAGCUGGGCAUUGAGGAGAAGGAGCGUAAGGCGUUCUUGAACAGCAACCGAGGGUGUGGUGUCCGACAGAUCAACGAAUUCGAGGAUGAGUUGGCCAGGCUCAAUGAGCUGAAGCGACAGAACCUUCAUCUUUUCGUAGAGGAUGCCCGAUACAAACUUCAGGAGCUUUGGGACGCUUUGUACUUCUCAGAAGAUGAGAUGCUGGAGUUCACUCCUGCAUUCUCUGACGUGUACAGCGACGCUCUGCUCGAGGCUCAUGAGCGUGAGAUUGCCAAACUUGAGACUCUGAAGGAGCAGCGAGCCCCAACUUUAGCUCUCGUUGACAGGCACCGCACGCUUGUACACGACAGAGACGAGUUGGCAGCUUCGAGCCAAGACGCCUCCCGUCUCAUGAUGAGAGGUCAAAAGGGAGAGAAGCGAGAUCCUGGCAAGCUUCUCCGAGAAGAGAAGAUGAGGAAGAGGAUUGCAAAGGAACUUCCUAAGGUGGCAGCAGAGUUACGAAAGAUGUUGGACAAGUGGGAGGAUGAGUACGGCCGUCCGUUCCUAGUUCAUGGCGAGCGAUAUCUCGACGUUAUUGAAGCCGAUGAUCCGAAAUCAGCUCCAGGUCCAAGAGCGAAGACUCCAGCUGGGCCACCCCCAUCUACAACGAAGAGUGCGAAGGGCGGUAUGUUGAGCAGAGCCAACAGUGUGGGCAAAGGCGCGCAACCAUCACGCGCUGGCGCGAAGACCCCGACGGCUGCUCAUUCCACCAUACCCAAAAAGGCUCAGCCGUCGAAUCAGGGUAACAACCUCAAGGGCAGCCCUUCACGUAUCCCUGCUCGUGUUCCGCUAUCAAAUCUCAAGAACGGCAAUAACUCGCCCGAACGUGCUCGACCUCAAUCCCGCGCUGAUGGCGGCGUUAUGAGGCCAGGUGCGCCUCUCAUGCGUGCUCCACCCCCAAAGAUGCGAGAUCUGGUUCCAGUUCCGCAACUAGAAACCCCGGCAAAUCCAUACCGAUCCGCUGGGCUAGGUUCAAGUAUCGUGAGACAGGUUGAACCUGAGGAUGUAUAUGACGAUAGGCCCCUGUCGCAGCACGAGUACAGCCGCCCUCCAUCCCACCACGACUACCAUGCCUCGAUGCGUCCGCCUGAGCGUAUGAUUCAGUCAUCCUAUCCGCAAGCUCCUCCCGCCAGGCAGAUAUCCAACACAUCGACGGCAGUAUCUGGAUCGGAGAACUGGGAAACAUACGACGACAACUCCGAGCCUGAGCAGGACGCAUCUGACACAUACUAUGCUAAGGUUCGCGCCGCUAGAAGCAAACGAGCGUCGCCGGAAACGGGAUAUGGUCGAUCCUAUGCCAGCCAGUCGAAGCGCCUCAGAGGAUUUCCACCAGCAUCACAUGCCGGUCAUGUGAUGGUAGACCACGACGGAAACAGGAUCAUCUCCGGCAGCGAGUGGACUGACGAGGAUGCUUUUUAG
Messenger RNA from Phaeoacremonium minimum UCRPA7, 2037 nucleotides. Its product is annotated as putative microtubule associated protein. Gene Ontology annotation, biological process: mitotic spindle midzone assembly; microtubule cytoskeleton organization. Gene Ontology annotation, cellular component: mitotic spindle midzone; cytoplasm; spindle. Gene Ontology annotation, molecular function: microtubule binding. The record is from RefSeq and is a predicted model, not a curated record. NCBI's taxonomy places the organism in Eukaryota, Fungi, Ascomycota, Sordariomycetes, Togniniales, Togniniaceae. The transcript is spliced from 3 exons. The coding region runs from base 1 to 2037 and encodes 678 amino acids.